CCCAAAGGGCAGGCCUUGUUGAUGGGAAGAACAAGGCGUAUUUUAAAAUUUCUAUCCUCCUCCUGCCAAGAACACAAGAGAAUUUUUCUCUGGUAUCUACUCUGGGAGCUUUGUUGAGCUUCUGGAGAUAAACAUCACAAUAAAAUUGGAGCCUCUUUAUGACUGAAUCCUUGGAGACCUUUUACCUCUCAGACUUGCCUGCUCUGAGCCUCCAGCAGUUUGUCAGUUACAGUUCAGAGUUCAUACCCUGGACAACUGGUUGCCGGCAUUUCUGCUCAUGAAUUCUUGCUCUGGGAAAGGGGAACAUGGAAAACCUUACCCCCUCACUGAGGAGGACCAUGAUGACUCAGCUUACAGGGAAAAUGGUUUCAAUAUUUUCGUCAGCAACAACAUCGCUCUAGAGAGGUCCCUGCCAGAUAUCCGGCACGCCAACUGUAAGCACAAGAUGUACCUGGAAAGGCUGCCAAACACCAGCAUCAUUAUCCCAUUCCAUAACGAAGGUUGGACUUCCCUCCUCCGGACCAUACACAGCAUCAUCAACCGGACCCCAGAGAGUCUGAUUGCAGAAAUCAUCCUGGUUGAUGACUUCAGUGAUAGAGGGUCAGCAAGUGAGGUUAAUUCUCUUAUUUUAUCAACAGUGAGUCAGAAGAGGCAGAAAAUGGGGCACGGUGUCUAA
Odocoileus virginianus texanus is the source of this 676-nucleotide messenger RNA. The record is from RefSeq and is a predicted model, not a curated record. NCBI's taxonomy places the organism in Eukaryota, Metazoa, Chordata, Mammalia, Artiodactyla, Cervidae.